CUGUCUGUCUGUCUACCUGUCUUUCUCUCUCUCUCUGAGAGUGAAAAAUCGAGUUAAAUCCCUUUAUAGGUCAUUGUAGUUAUUAUCUUAACGUUCACCAGAGCUUCGCACGGCUAAUCAGAUGUUCUGUACAUUUAUGGAGCGAUCUGGUGUAAAUGGCACUGCAAAAGCCAUUAAUGAUAUCCCCUUUAUGAUUCUGUUGUUAUAAGGAUAUUCACGAUCAGGACGUUGUGAGUAAGUGGAAGCUUAGUUUGUUCUCGUGGCCUUUGACAGUACGCAGGCUAUUUACUGUUUUUACCACAUUCGGAAUACAUUGAUUUGGUUUCAGGGGCCAUGGACAGAAAAAAAUUUUCUCUUCUGAUGCAUUAAGACAUUCAAUUUUUGAAAAUGAAAGGGGAAAACUUCAUGAAGAGAACAUAGGUUUGUUAAUAUAUAACCAGCCAUCUUAGCCUUUUCUCACUUCUUCAAGACAGUUUUAUAAGAUUUUGCUUCUAAAUUUCACACACAUUUGUAUUAAACCUUCAUUUUCCACAAUCAUCCUCCAUUGAAAAGAAAUGAUAAUUUUUUUUCUGCCAAGAUUUACCUUCCCUUGACAAAUAUUGUGGAAUAUAUCUUGAUUGAAUUUAAUCAUUUUUCAUAGCUACCUCAACAUAUGUACUGGAUAAUUUUGUACAGAGAUUAAACUAAGAAUAUUUAAGUGACUUUUCAUAUUUGGAUCUAUGCUAGCAAGUAAAAUAUUUUAGCGAUUUCUUUACUUUCUGGCAUUUUAUUACAAAAGAAUUCUAUCCUAAUUAAUUGUCUUGGAACAAUUAUGGUAGCAUUCUAUAACCUUUUCGGAAUUUGACAAAAAUAACUGGUCUUAGAAAUAUAUAUUUGAAGAAAUAUUAAUUGUGGAAAGAGUAAAGAAAAAAAGAAAAAUAUUUUUGUUUUGAUAUAGCUAUUGAAACUUUUGAUGAAGGAAUUAUAUAAAUUUCAAACUGAAAAUGAAUAAGUUAUAAAAUAUUAAGUUUUGUAAUUAGAGGCUGAAGACAAUUGUAAGAACAUCAUAUCACUUUUGUAAAAACAUCAUAUUACUGAGGCAACAAUUAUUUGCUGAAAGAUCAAUACUACAGUUGUAGUUGAAGAUUCACUAUGAGCAGUUUGAUAUCUCAACAAAUUCUUGUUCCCACAAAAGAGAAACCGUAUCUUUGUGAAAUCUGUGGAAAAUCAUUCUCUCGCAAAAGUCACUUAACUACACACAAUUAUAUUCAUACAGGAGAGAAGCCAUAUGCUUGUGAAAUCUGUGGUAAAACGUUCUCUGACACGGGCCAGGUAACCCGACACAAAUAUAUUCAUUCAGAAGAAAAGCCAUAUAGUUGCUUUGCCUGCAGUAAAUCUUUCUCUCAGAGAUGUGAUUUAAUUACGCACAAACGGAUUCACACUGGUGAAAAACCAUAUACCUGUGAUAUUUGUAGUAAAUCAUUCUCUCAAAAAAGUGUUUUAACAGCACAUAAGUUUAUUCAUGUAGCGAAAAAUCGGUUUCAUUGUGAUGUCUGCGGGAAAACAUACUCUCAAAGAGGUAGUUUAAAUAGACAUAAAUAUACUCAUACAGGUAAGAAACCAUAUCAGUGUGAUAUCUGUGAUAAAGCGUUCACUGAUAAAAGCCAAACAAUCCAGCACAAACGUAUUCAUACAGGAGAGAAACCAUAUCACUGUGAUAUCUGUGAUAAAUCUUUUUCUCAGAAAUGUCACUUAACUACACACCAUUACGUACAUACAGGAGAGAAGCCAUACCGCUGUGACAUUUGUGGUAAAUCCUUCACUGACACACACCAAGUAACUAAACACAAACGGGUUCAUACUGGAGAGAAGCCAUAUCUUUGUGAAAUCUGUGGUAAAUCAUUCUCUCGAGUAAGUCACUUAACUAGACAUAAAUAUAUUCAUACAGGAGAGAAACCAUAUCACUGUGAUACCUGUGGUAAAUCAUUCUCUGAAAAAUGUAACUUAAUUAAACACGUACGUAUUCAUACUGGAGAGAAACCGUAUCACUGUGACACAUGCAAUAAAUCAUUUGCUCAGAAACGUUACUUAACUACGCACCAAUACAUUCAUACAGGAAAGCAUCCAUAUCACUGUGAUAUCUGUGGUAAAUCAUUCUCAGAAAAAAGUAACUUAAGUAAGCAUGUACUGAUUCAUACAGGAGAGAAACCAUAUCAGUGUGAUAUAUGUGAUAAAUUAUUUUCACAGAAAAGUUCCUUAACUAUACAUAAACGUAUUCAUACAGACGAGAAGCCAUAUCACUGUGAUGUAUGUGGUAAAUCGUUUUCUCAAAAAACUGUUUUAACUACACACAAAUAUAUGCAUACAGGAGAGAAGCCAUAUAGCUGUGAUAUCUGCGGUAAAUCAUUUACUGAUACAAACCAAGUGACUAAACACAAACGAAUUCAUACAGGGAAGAAGCCAUAUCACUGUGAUAUCUGUGAAAAAUCAUUCUCUCAAAAACGUUACCUAACUUCACACAAAUGUAUUCAAGGAGAAGAACGAUAUCACUGUGAUAUCUGUGGUAAAUUAUUCUCUCAUAUGAAUAUCUUAACUGAACACAUACGAAUUCAUACAGUAGAGAAACCAUUUCAGUGUGAUACCUGUGGUAAAGCAUUCUCUGAAAGAAGUUCCUUAACAAAACACGUACGUAUUCAUACUGGUGAGAAACCCUUUCAGUGUGACAUAUGUGACAAAUCAUUUUCUCAAAAAGGUCACUUAAAAACACAUCAAAUUGUUCACACAGGAGAGAAGCCAUAUAACUGUGAUAUCUGUGGUAAUUCAUUUACUCAAAGGAGUCAUUUAACUACACACCAACAUAUUCACACAGGAGAGAGGCCAUAUAGCUGUGAUAUCUGUGGUAAAUCCUUUUCUGAAAGAAGACAUGUAACUAGACAUAAAAAAAUUCAUACAGGUUUGAAGCCACAUAGCUGUGAUAUCUGUGGUAAACCAUUCUCUUAUAGAUUUCAAGUAACCAAACACAGAAGUAUCCACACAAGAGAGGAACAGUCACUAAUAUAAUUUCUACCAAAAGAUAGUUAAAAAAAUUUACAUGUACUUUUUCCCUUAAAGUAGCUAUUUCAUUUUUGCUAUAUAAAUAUUUGCAUUGGAGAGAAAUCAUAUUACUAUUGAUAACCUGUGACAAACUAUUAUCCC
This is a messenger RNA of Octopus sinensis (East Asian common octopus), 3174 nucleotides long. RefSeq names its product zinc finger protein 845-like. Gene Ontology annotation, biological process: regulation of transcription by RNA polymerase II. Gene Ontology annotation, molecular function: RNA polymerase II cis-regulatory region sequence-specific DNA binding; DNA-binding transcription factor activity. The coding region runs from base 1132 to 3039 and encodes 635 amino acids. The transcript is spliced from 4 exons. The record is from RefSeq and is a predicted model, not a curated record. NCBI's taxonomy places the organism in Eukaryota, Metazoa, Mollusca, Cephalopoda, Octopoda, Octopodidae.